This is a messenger RNA of Papilio machaon (common yellow swallowtail), 3830 nucleotides long. RefSeq names its product protein AF-10. The coding region runs from base 233 to 3289 and encodes 1018 amino acids. The record is from RefSeq and is a predicted model, not a curated record. Gene Ontology annotation, molecular function: histone binding; nucleosome binding. Gene Ontology annotation, biological process: regulation of transcription by RNA polymerase II. The transcript is spliced from 29 exons. Lineage: Eukaryota; Metazoa; Arthropoda; Insecta; Lepidoptera; Papilionidae. Gene Ontology annotation, cellular component: nucleus.
UCCUUUUGGUCUACACAACAUGGCUUGUGGUGGUUAUUGAAAGUUAUAGUGUUAUCUUCUAGCAACAAGUGUCAAUCAAUAUUUUGUCAUAUGACUUUGCAUAUUGGUUAAUUUCAUUAACCAGAUAAUUUUCCCUAUGAGUUUUAUUGUGUGUGUUGACUUCAUUUUUUAAAUAAUUGAUAGGAGCAGGUGAGAUGACAUACUUGUCAAUAAUCAGUGAAAAGAUGAAUGAAUGAAUUAUUACUGGAAUUUUGCUAUCCUCAACAAUGAGCGGAUAUUUUUUCUCUUGAAUUUGAAUAAUAAUGAGGAGUACAAUAUGAAGGAGAUGGUAGGAGGCUGCUGUGUGUGCUCAGACGAGCGAGGUUGGCCCGACAACCCGCUGGUCUACUGUGAUGGCAAUGGAUGCACUGUUGCAGUACAUCAAGCAUGUUACGGGAUAGUGACUGUACCAACUGGUCCUUGGUUCUGCAGAAAAUGUGAGAGCCCCGAAUUCAAGGGGAAAGUUCGAUGUGAACUAUGCCCAUCAAAGUCCGGUGCUCUUAAGCGGACUGAUACAGGGGGGUGGGCACAUGUUGUCUGUGCCCUUUAUAUACCCGAAGUCAGGUUCGGGAAUGUCACAUCUAUGGAACCAAUUGUAUUACGACUAAUACCACCAGAAAGAUACAACAAGACAUGCUAUAUUUGCCAAGAUUUAGGCAAAUCGCAUCGGGCAAAUGCAGGUGCCUGCAUGCAGUGCAAUAAAUCAGGAUGCAAACAACAAUUCCAUGUGACGUGCGCUCAAAGUCUCGGCCUGUUGUGCGAAGAGGCCGGCAAUUAUCUGGACAAUGUUAAAUACUGCGGCUAUUGCCAACAUCAUUACAGUAAACUUAAAAAGGGCGGUAACGUGAAGACCAUCCCUCCUUACAAGCCGGUAUCGCACGAAAGCCAUUCGAGCGACUCAAGUGAGAAAGAAGGCGAAGCUUCUCCCAUGGCUAGCGGCAGCGGAACACCAACACACCCAGCUAAAGCUAAAGGGUCGCGCAAGUCUUCUCACAACAGCAGUGUCAUAUCUGGAAAAAAUACACCGAACGCUUCAAAAACACCCACAAAUUCGGGACAACAGAUGGAGUCCGGCCCGGAGCCGAUGGAACAAGCUCCAUCAUCACGGAAACACAAGUCGGCUGACAAACACGCAGAUUCCGGUCAGGAAGGGGAACAACAGACUUCGUCGCGGAAACACAAAUCGGCAGAUAAACAAGCAGAUUCCGGUCAGGAAGGGGAACAACCGACGUCGUCGCGGAAACACAAAUCGGGAGACAAACGUGGAAAAUCCCAUAAAUCGGUAGACAAAAAGAAACCAUCACCAUCUCGUCGGGGAUCAUCAACUGGAGACACUACUGGUAGUGGUAGCAAAAACAGCACCCCAGCGCCCUCUCCGCAACACUCUGCUCCGGAACAAACACCCCCACCACCUGUUAAAGUGUCACCGGCAUCUAACACCGCACACAACAUACCGAUCAAUACUGCGAAGAUACCACUGCCGGCAUCCCCACCUACUGUCAAGCCUGCAGAAUCUGCAGCCGUUGUUAAUUCUACAGCCGCACCUACGCCGACUGUGUCCUCUACUACCGUAACUACUACAAAUACCACGCCCGUGUGCCUAUCAAUGGUGCCCUUGCCUCCAUCGAAAGGCCCGACGUAUCAAGACAGCGUUAUUACCAACAUGGAUAAUGUAGAAACCAAGCAGACAAAGAAGAGGAAGGCACUCUCAGCGGCGAGUACACCGACAAGACCUGUCGAUUACGCAGCGACACCUCCUCAUUCCGCGCCUAGUGAUAUGAGUGCUCCAAACAGCACACCAGUCUGGGAAGGUGCUCAUCCCACAACUGAUGUACAGAUGGAUUCUGUUGACAAAGUCGUCAAAAAGGCAAAGACUGAGGAACCUCCACCAGUGUCUCAUUUCCCGAACUUGAGUCCCGCGCCUCCGCCGCCGCCGCCACCCCCAGCUCACAGUCCGGCACUUAUGCCCAGCCCAAGACAUCUUCCCAGUCCUAAGCCAGGACCUAGCGGAAUAAAUAGCGUAACCAACAUGAGGUCCCCAUCACAACUACAGGGCGGGAAGUCCGAGCGGGACACGGCCACAUCUCUGCUUGUGUCGGUGCCCUUGCCGUCUGCCAGCCAAGGCCUCAACCUCACCGCGCACUCACAGGGUCCGAUCUCGAUCGCGCACACAACGGCAUACCAUGAGUAUCAUCUGCUAACAAUGCCACUAUCCGAGUUGCCCGGCCCUUCUUCGCAUGUGUUCCAUCAACCCCCAAAACAGGCUGCUAUGGACCCAGGUGUUCCCAGCCACUCGCCUCAUGCUUUACCUGGUAGAUCAACUUGGGGCGGUCUAAAUGUCUCCUACGAAAUGCAGCAGGAUAUCAGCAAACCUGGAGUGAGCGGUGUAGCGGGAACAAGCAAGGAUUCAAUUGCUCCAGCCAUGAGUCCGGUACCGGGGGCCAUUAGGAACAAGAAACGCACCGCGGUGUCAUCUACCCUCGUCUCCAUGUCGACUGUACCACCUCCAACUCCAUUGCAAUCGCCCUCGGCACAUAACCUCGCGAACAUCCGUAGGCCGCCCCAGGCUACACCGCCGCCAAUGUACCAAGAUAUUAAAGAUUCUCCGCCAAGUUCACCCAAUUCGGAACGCCCGUUGAAACCUAAAAUAGAACAUAAUGUGUACAGUCGAAUUGGUGCGAACUGUACCGCGCCUCACAUGUUGGGUAACGAACUGAACCCGGAGAGUGGUGCGGCGGCGCGCCUGCAGGAGCAGCUCAGCGCUGAGCUGGCAGCGCACGCGGCCGGCGGUAUCGGGGUUGAACCCCUAGUACCCCCACCACUCAUCAACAGAGCCGCCCCGGGUGUUAGUGGUUUGAGCGGACGUGGGGCGACAUCAAGUGCUCAAAGUUUGGACCAGUUGUUGGAAAGGCAAUGGGAACAAGGCUCACAGUUUCUUAUGGAACAGGCUCAACAUUUUGAUAUAGCUUCAUUGCUGUCGUGCCUGCAUCAGCUCAGAACGGAGAAUGUUCGCCUUGAAGAACAUGUGGGAAGCCUGCUGCAAAGGCGGGACCAUUUGCUGGCAGUUAAUGCCAGACUUGCAAUUCCCCUCACUGCUGUGGCGGCAGGUCCUCCAGAACCGAGUCGAUGUAUGCGUGAUGUAGCACAACUACGAGCUACACCCGGCCCCGUCCGACCCAACGAAACUAUCACCUCGGAGCGUUCGCAUCAGCUGAUAAUGCGCGAGGUGCAGCAGCAGAAGCCCAGCUGAAACCAGGAGAGUGGCGGCGCGGCCGAUCCUAACGCGCUGCGGAACGUACAAACGUACAUAUACCUCGAGCAGCGCCGCCGCCCUGACUUCUCCAUCGACUCUAUACUUAAUUACGAUCACUAGAUCUACGUCUCUAUCAAUAUUUACCAUCAAAAAGUAAUCGAUGUUGAAAGAAACUUUAAGAACGCGAUCAACUUGUGUUUGUGUAGUUUUAUAUUAGGUUAACGAUAUAUUACUGUGAGUUUGGACUGCAGUGACACUUGCAUUAAAACAUCCUUCACAUUCUCUUUGCAAAAAUAGAGAUCAAGAUGAAGUGUCACGACAGUCUAGACCCAAUGUUAGAUUGUCAAUGGUAUCCUAAAUUACCAACUUAUGCACUAUUACUACUGGGAUACUAUUGAUGAUUUAUUAUGUAAUAAUAAAUCGUAAAUUGUCGUCAAAAAAGUCAAAAAGUAUAUUUGACGACCAUAAAUGACUUACUCAAUAAGUUAUAGUCUAAGAGCCAGUGGAAGAUCGUCCAUUACCCAUUUGAAAGACAGAU